Molecule: messenger RNA, 1756 nt
Organism: Lactuca saligna
Lineage: Eukaryota; Viridiplantae; Streptophyta; Magnoliopsida; Asterales; Asteraceae
Source: the annotation of a GenBank genome assembly
AUGUUGAUCUUCGCUACAGACCCCUUUCCAUGGGAUAUGAACAAAAUUCUCAUUGCGUGUAAGCAGUCAAGCGGUGGGAGUGAUGCCACUCCGAUUCUCCUUGCUCCUAAUCCUUACAAAUCAUUUUUUUUGUUUGGUCUCUGCGAUCCGUCUAGGGUUUCCUUUCACAAGAUGAUGCAACCAGGAAACGGCAUGGCACCGGUACCAAUGGCUCCGAUGCAGCCGCCACCACAACAACAGCAGUACCAACAAGCACCACCGCAACAGCAGUGGAUGAUGCCCCCACCGGCUCAACAACAGCACCAACAACCACUGCCGCCCCAUAUGUGGGCCCAGCAACAGGCACCGCCUCAGCAGCAGCAACAAGCACAACAUAUGAUGCAAGCAAAUCAGCAGUCGCAGCAGUAUUCUUCUGCUCCGGCGAGUUCCGAUGAGAUUCGGUCUCUUUGGAUCGGAGACUUGCAGUAUUGGAUGGAUGAAACAUAUGUUACUAAUUGCUUCUACAACACCGGAGAGGUUCUCACGGUGAAGAUUAUUCGAAACAAACAAACUGGACAACCUGAAGGCUAUGGUUUUAUUGAGUUCAGGAGUCGUGCUGGUGCAGAAAAUGCUUUACAGACCUACAAUGGGACGCUGAUGCCAUCUGCUGAGCAGAAUUUUCGCCUUAACUGGGCAACUCUUGGUGCUGGUGAGAGACGCAAUGAUGACACUCCUGACUACACAAUCUUUGUUGGAGAUCUUGCUGCUGAUGUUUCGGAUUACAUAUUGCAAGAAACGUUCAAAACUGUUUACCCGUCAGUCAAGGGAGCGAAAGUUGUCACUGAUAGAACUACUGGACGCUCUAAAGGAUAUGGUUUUGUUAGAUUUGGAGAGGAGAGUGAGCAAGUUCGUGCCAUGUCUGAAAUGAAUGGUGUUUUAUGUUCAUCCAGGCCAAUGCGUAUUGGCCCUGCAGCUACCAAGAGUGGUGGUGGAGGUGGUGGUGGUGGUGGUGCAGGUGGUGGAGGUGGUAUGCAGAAAGGUACGUUUUCGAAUGCUUUAGAAUUAUUAUUCCUGACCCAGAGAGGCUCUCAUUUUUGGGUGCCUGGAACUGAUUUCAGCCGAAUUGAUUCCACUUUAUUGCAGUGGCCUUGUUUAGCCCCUUACCAAAGUGCUCAAGGAAGUCAGGGAGAGAGCGACCCAAACAACACAACUAUAUUUGUUGGUGGUUUGGAUCCAAGUGUUUCUGAUGAAACCCUAAGGGGGGUAUUUGGUCAAUUUGGUGAACUAAUUCAUGUUAAGAUUCCCGUAGGCAAGCGAUGUGGAUUUGUUCAAUUUGCCAACAGAGGGUGUGCAGAACAAGCUUUGUCGAUUCUAAAUGGAACUGAAUUAGGAGGCCAAAAUAUCCGGCUUUCUUGGGGUCGUAGUCCUUCAAGCAAACAGGGGCAAUCGGAGCAGCCACAUUAUGGUGGUGGAGGUGGCGGUGGUGGUGGUGGUGCUUACUAUGGAUAUGCUCAAGGGUAUGAGGCGUAUGGGUAUGCUCCUCCGCCUCAAGAUCCAAAUGCUUAUUAUGGAGUCUAUGCAGGGGCUGCAGGGUAUGGUGGUUACCAACAACCACAGCAGUGAUGAUUAGCAUUGAAGGUUGGGGGUGUGAGUUGUUAUAUGAAGUUGGUCAAGUCUGUACUAUAUAUGGUGCGUGGAGUUUGAUAUAUGUGCCCAAGAGAAACAAACAUCUCCUAUUGUGGAUGUUACUUUUUUUUUUUUUUUUUUAUCCUUUUUU